Messenger RNA from Girardinichthys multiradiatus, 2024 nucleotides. RefSeq names its product deleted in azoospermia-like (gene dazl). The coding region runs from base 121 to 774 and encodes 217 amino acids. The transcript is spliced from 10 exons. Lineage: Eukaryota; Metazoa; Chordata; Actinopteri; Cyprinodontiformes; Goodeidae. The record is from RefSeq and is a predicted model, not a curated record. Gene Ontology annotation, molecular function: mRNA 3'-UTR binding.
UUGAGUCACGUGGUUAGCCUAGGGUGUGGUUUUGUCUUGGAGGAAUCGCUGUUGAGGCAGAUCGCAACAGGUCGUUGGCGGGAGAGUCUAUCCAGAUUAUUGUUUUUUAUUGUUUUAGACAUGGAUUUCCCCAAGCCCAGAACCGCCACCCAGACCGUACCCUCACUGAAGUUGUCCAAUGGAUACAUUCUGCCUGAGGGCAGACUGACCCCUAACGCCCUCUUUGUGGGUGGGAUCGACAUGAAGGUGGAUGAAAAUGAAAUGCGGGAUUUCUUUACAAGAUAUGGCAACGUCAAGGAAGUAAAAAUUAUCACAUACCGUGGAGGGGUCUGCAAAGGUUACGGGUUUGUGUACUUUAAUGAAGAUGUCGACAUUCAGUCAAUCAUUGAGCAACAGAUCAGUUUUAAAGGGCGGAAACUCAAGCUGGGACCUGCAAUCAUGAAGCAACGGAGUCCACGAUCCAUACCAUCCCGUCUGGUUGGACCCUCUCCUUGGAUGAAUCCUAGCCAAUAUAUCUACUGUGCGUGCUGCUCACCUGUGGGAGGAGGGGUUACACAGGUCUCACCUGUCUUCAGUGGAGGCAGCGCCUAUAAUCAGCCAUACUCCUACAGCAGCUUCGGCGGGGGGAUUGUUCCACAGAUGCUGACGAGCUACACAGAGAAUCCCUACCCCUAUCAGUACACCCCAGCUCCCUGGACCCCAGACCAAAGGACUCGACCCAUCAAUCAGACAUUUGUGGACUGUGGAGUCCAGACUGUGCUGACAGUGCUGUAGUGUAAAGCUACUGAGCCAUCUGCAAGAUGCAGGCUGCAGAAGCUUUAACAAGUCAGGAUGCAGACAAGGUGACAUCUUGGCGUUCUGGACGUCUGAAAGCACCCCGACUCCUCAGAUCGUUUUCAGAACGCCUUCGCCUCUCCUUUGCCUCAAGUUUUUCAGAGCCGUUUUAACACCAGACUGCAUGAGCUUUCCACUUAAACUGAACCACUUCGAUCCCAGUCACUUUAACCAAGAUUGGUGAGGUUGACCUGUGGUCGGCUGCUUUUAAUCCACACAGAUCACAGAGACUUUAUAGAGGAUGAGAAGAGCACAUUAGGAAACCAGCCAAAACAUGGGAUCACUUUGUUAUUUUUUUUCCUUUUAUAGUCCCAAACAGAAGUAUGGAAAGUCUUUUAAUCUCAAUUUUUUGUUUAUGUAUAUAUUUUGUUUAAGUUAUUUUUUCUAUAAUUUUAUUGGUUUUGUUUAGUCUGUUUUAAGGGCUCCCUGUACAUAGGAAGAAGUGGGCGUAUAUAUUUGUACAUUGUAACAAUCUGUUCUCUAUACUAGAUUUUUCUUCAGGUCUAAUGCUCCUCUGAUUAAGAUCUUAACUUUGCUACAACAUAAGGGCACUGUCAUCAAUUUUAGGCACUCUGGUAUUUUGCGCUCCCUUUUUAUUUCACUGGGUGUCACUGUAGUAGAUGAAAGCCAGCCUUGGACUCGCACCACAUCACUAUUAGUCCUUUUUGUUUUGGUCAUUGGUCUAAAUGUUUGUCAUGUGCUUCCAGGAGUUCACAGACGAGGACAAUCACAGCAUCAAUUUAACUUUGAAUUUACUUGUUAAUCAACUAAUGUUGGUCGGAUAAAAGGGUGGCAAAAUGAGAGUUUUUCAAAACUAAGGCGCUUUGUUUACAGCCUGUUGUUCACUGCUCAGUUUAUGCACUGUUCACUGUUUGAGGUUUUAGUGUAAUUGCAUGUCUUACACAAAGGAUUUUAGACAUUUAAAAAGUGAAUGCACUGGAUGUGGUUUUAAGUUUUGUUUUAAAUAUAGCUUAAUAUAGGUGCACAUCUGCAUGUGGAGUUUUUUUUUUUUUUUCUUUGUAUCUAGUCUUUUCUGGACAUUGACCUCAAGUUGUGCAGGCACCAGUGUUGAGACAUUUUGGUCAGAGAGCUGGAGAACUGUUGGAAGUUUUCUGUUGGGGUUUGGUUUUUUUCUAUUGGUUUUUUUGGGGCUUUGAAUUAUUUUGUUCAAUAAAAAAAGUUCCACUUGU